Molecule: messenger RNA, 2952 nt
Organism: Mytilus californianus (California mussel)
Lineage: Eukaryota; Metazoa; Mollusca; Bivalvia; Mytilida; Mytilidae
Product: GATA-binding factor 2-like
Exons: 7
Coding region: 326-1720 (464 amino acids)
Biological process (GO): cell fate commitment; negative regulation of transcription by RNA polymerase II; positive regulation of transcription by RNA polymerase II
Cellular component (GO): nucleus
Molecular function (GO): RNA polymerase II cis-regulatory region sequence-specific DNA binding; DNA-binding transcription factor activity, RNA polymerase II-specific; zinc ion binding
Source: RefSeq, a predicted model, not a curated record
CCCGCUGAGGAUACCCAGUGCUGCCAAUUGUAGAAUGAAACAAAUGCGGUGUUGUUUUUUCGAUUCAUAUUGAUGGUUACUGUUGGGAGCGAUUCAAGUGUUCUUAACUUUGUAUUUACCUACUUAAAUAUAUAUUGUGUUUGAACAGAUGCAGAUUUCAAGGAUUUCAAUGAAGGCAAAAAUAUAAUUUGAGUUAUUGCAAGUUGGAACUGUGCGUAUUUGAAAACAGUUUGCUUAAAAUAUUUCGUUUCUUACUGUUUGUGGAUUAACACGAAUUCGGAAUAUUUACUCUUAAAAUAAAUAUUUACAAUCAAUAAAAACAACUAUGGAUGUGAGCGCUGAGCAACAACAUGCAUCAAGCUGGCUAAGAGCCGAAGCCCCACGAGUAGGGAGCUACGAACCAACACCAGGAAUGCUGCCGUCUGAAGAUAUUGGGGAAAUGUUCACCCCUCAUUUCUUAGAUCAGAGUUCUCAUAUGAAUGCUGCAGCAGGAUACUACAACCAAGCUGCAAGGGCAAUGGGCAGUUACAGGUCAUCUCAUGUGUCCGCAUCUAGCCAAGUUUGUCGUCCACACUUCCCCACACCCCUCCACUCGUGGAUAACAGAUGCAAAAUCCAUGGUACCACAUGCACAUUCCGGUUGGCCGAUGAGUCCCUUCAACAGCAAAGGUCUUAGUCAUGUUUCAAAUUCAGCGGGUCAACUGUCUGGUUCAUCGUCAUCCAUACCAACAUCAAGUUCAUUCAAUUUUCCACCAACACCACCCAAAGAUGGAACUCCAGAGAAUGUCAACGCAUCCACAGAAUACACACCAGAAUCAAAACCAGUCAAAACAGACAUACACGACAAUCAGUCGCCAUCAUACAGCCACACAGCUCAUCCCAUGCCGACAUAUCCAUCUUAUGUCACACCAGGUUCUGACUAUGCCGGAAGUCUGGGAUUCCACCCUGGUAGCAUGUUCAAGUCAACAAUUCCUCGACCGAGAACAAAAACAAGAUCAAGUGCUGGACGAUGUUCUGCCGAUGAGAUGUAUUCCAUGAUUUUACCAGGAAGCCAAAGACAUAAUAUCCCAGAAGGAAGAGAAUGUGUAAACUGUGGAGCUACGUCAACGCCCUUAUGGAGACGAGAUGGCACUGGUCAUUAUCUCUGUAAUGCCUGUGGACUGUACCACAAAAUGAACGGUCAAAACCGGCCACUCAUCAAACCUAAAAGACGCCUGUCUGCUGCAAGGCGAGCAGGAACAAGUUGUGCCAACUGUGGAACGUCAACCACGACAUUAUGGAGACGGAAUCAAAAUGGAGAUCCAGUCUGCAAUGCUUGCGGCCUUUACUACAAACUUCAUAAUGUUAGCCGACCUCUUACAAUGAAGAAAGAUGGCAUACAAACUCGUAACAGGAAAAUGUCAACAAAGAGCAAGAAAAACAAAAAAGGAAUGAUGAUGUCAGACUUUCUGAAACCAUUAGAAAAAUCUUUCGGAGGAUUUCCUGCAAUGCAAGGCAUGCACGCUCCAAUGCCAACAUAUAUGGGUGGAUAUCCUUCGAUGGGAUCAGGACACAUGCAAAAUGCAGCAGGACUAAGUCAUGGAGGAUUUUCAGGUGGUUCCAAUUAUUUCGCGCCAUCAAGCUACGCAUCAUCAUUUUCUAGCAUCCCGAACAUUUCAUCAUCCGGGUUCUCUUCAGGACUUAACUUGUCAACGUCAUCAAUGGUAGGAGCAAUGGCAUAAAACUUUACAAUAAAAGUCUUUUUAAUGUUGGUUUUACAUCCACUUCGGCGCACAGUGCGUUCAAAUGGUGCUUCCGGUAUAAAUGUACUGAUAUUUUCCGGGAAAAGGCAGUGUUGGCCGACAUCUUGGAAAAUGUGUCAAUGUUAUGGGCAGUGACUGAAUUAACCGACGAUGGCUAAUACCACGACAAUGACACAACUAACGUCUCUGUAAAGAAAAGACACAAAACGAUAAAACUUUUACAAUGCAUCAGACUAUAACAGAGCCAGUGAAGGUGUUCGUUUGCGUGCAGAGACAUCAUAACUGAAAAGUAUAUUUGUCACCUAAAACAACAUUUUAUUAAUAUUCCAUUUGUCACGGAGAUUGACAAUACCUGAUCAUAGUAUUCCGGGUAUCAAUUUUCUACAUUCAUUGAAACCUCUACGCAAAACUACAUAAUUUAUGAAAACCGAGAGCCACGACGCGUAACCAUGAGGAGAGGAGUUCGAGUGGAAUGACCCAGGGUGACUACAAAAAUACAUUCUAUCCGGCUCGCGUAUCACCCUCUAAAUUCACUUAGUGUCAUUUACAGUAUUAACUGUGCUGUAGGCAUUUAAACUUCAAAGGAAACCAGACCCUGUGAAUGUUGAUCUCUUUUUUCAGGUAUCCCACAGUACUUGUCAGUGGUCAAAAUUAGCCGUCUAGAGCGUGAGACGUACUGUAACACAAAAACAGUUUAUAUGUGUUUGCUCAAAGUAAAUUAACAAAGAUAUACUGUUGUUUUAUUACAUUGUUUAAUGUGUACAUAUUAAUUUAUUGCCGAUUGACUCAAAUAUUUUUGAGCUAAGUUCAUGACAUUUGUUUUGUAUGAGAGAAAACAUUUGAUUCUAGUCCCAAAACUUAUGGAAACAUGACUUUGAUGUUCAAUUUGUUGUAAACCGUUAUAGGUUUCUACGAGUGCUAUGCCAUUUUUUUCAUUUCAUGACUUCCGGUACGUUAUAUCCGGACAUUUAAGAGUCACGUGCUCGUCACGGAUCAACAGAAAUCCAUUAUGUAGUGAGUUAGGUUUUUGUCUUCGGACAACAUUCCAGUGUAAUUGUGUUUCAGAGUGCUCUUUAACUAGAUGCAGUGUUAUUAAUAGAAAUUGUACAGAUUUUCAUCUUGUUAUUUUGCCGUUCAUGCUGUGUACAGAGAUAUAAUAUUGUAAUGAAGAUUUGAAAGAAAUGUUCAAUAAAAGUGUCUCAAACUUGAAA